AAAUGAAUACAGAUUGGUGUUUCGCAAAUAUCUACAGUGCUGGAUGUUUUUUGUUGGGUAUUUUUUUUUUGUAGAAAACCAGAUAAGCUCUGUGGUUCACUGGUGAUCCACAAUUUUAUUGCAAGAUGGAUAUUCUCGAGAACUUCAUAGUUGACCUUUUGAAAAAAGGGAUCAUCACAAACUAUGUUGCUAAGGAGAAAGAUGUUCGUAAUUUUUAUAUGGACGAAUACAGAAGCCAAACUGGGCGUUCCUUCGAUGACUUUUUCAUGGAAUUGUGGUAUUUUUGGUAUGUGAAUCAUCUCACCAGAAAAACAGUGUAUUUCGAUCAACGAUGGGUCAAUUAUUUGAAAAAUCUAGAUGGAAGCAAAGAAGUUCCCCAUGAGGAGAAAAAGUUUGUAGAAACCAACUACGUUACAAAAAGCAAAUGCCUUUUGUGCAAUUUGAAUUUCACGAAUGAAAAUUCUUACGAGAAUCACUUGAAGUGUCAAAACCACCAAGUUCGAAUACAAUACGUCAAGGACAAGAACCAGUUCACAUUCUCAGAAGAAAUAUCUCUGGAUAUCGUUGAAAUCAACAAUGUGAACAAUAAUGGCACGACAUCGCGAUUGGAAAUACAGACCAAAACGAGAGUCAACGUGACCUUGAGCAUUACCAACAACUCAACUACUGUAGCGAGCAUCAAGGACAUAAUCAAGAUCAAUCCCAUGAUCACCGAAUUCAACUUAUUGGAGAAUGUCCAGAGAGGGGUGUUGUUGAUACCUGACACCAGUUUGAUUUUCGAAUUGGAAGGGUAUUUCGAGAACAGCGCCUCUUUUAUUUUCCCGCUGGUCAUUCGUGUUGAAUAUCCUGAAAGUGGACACACUGAACUGAUCCUGAAGGAAAUUCCGAUUGAAGCAGUAUCAGAAUUCUCCGAUUUGAAAGCAGUGGAAAUUUUUACUUUUCAAAAAUCAACAAAAAUUCCAGCUAUUCCAAAAGAGGAAAUGGUAAUUCCAGGAAAAAGACCAGAUUUAUAUCCAUCAUACUACAAAGAAACCCUCAACUUGAUGCCGUUCAAAAUCUCCCAAGGCUUCGAAAACGUCUUGAGAAACCUGAUCAAGAAAUAUCCCAGCUUCACUGAGAGAGGGUUGAAUGUCAGCCAAAAAUUCUUCAACGGAGAAUACUCUGCCUAUCUGCAGAUAUACCCCGGAAUCAACCCGAGCAAUUAUUAUGACACGUUGCGAAAGUUACUGGAUAUAGAGGAGAAUCAGAUGAAACUGGAUAUCAGAGAAUUUGAUACGGUUUCCAAGUUGAAGGCCUUGAAAGGAAACUCAUUGUUCGAACUCAUGGUACCAGGGUUAGCAGAAGCUAGACCGUCUCUCUUAGUCUACGAUUCCAUAUUCCUGAAACUCAACAAAAACGACAAAGAAAAGUACCAAGGAAUUGUUCACAAGGUGUUGGAGCAGUCAGUGCAUCUAGGAUUCAAUCACAGGUUCUCCUCUAAAUUCAUCCCGAACAUGGAAUAUCACAUCGAAUUCGGGUUCAAUAGACGACCGAUAAGAGUUGAGAAACAAGCCCUUUACUUAGCAAACGAUCACAAAAUAAUUCCGUUCUUCUAUCCAGAAAAACCUAUCGAGGAAAGACAGCGUACUCUGAAAAGCCUGAACUUUUUCAAUAAGCAACUUAAUGAUGAACAGCAAUCUGCAGUGAGGAACAUUCUCGCUUGUAAAUCGGAACCCUACAUCAUAUUUGGGCCACCAGGUACUGGUAAAACAGUCACGGUGGUGGAAUCUAUCUUGCAGAUCUGGAAAAAUGAACCGUCAGCUCGUAUGAUGGUAUGUGCCCCUUCUAACGCAGCUGCUAACGAAGUAGCCAGCAGAUUGGUUGAUACGAUUUCACAUAGCGACAUCUUUCGACUCUUGGGAAGCGUGUAUGGCAACAUGAACGAUUCGGUGAUGGCAAAACUGAAACCCAUAGUGAAUGUUCAACCAGACGGCACAUUCUAUUUUCCCUCCAUGGAGGAACUCCUGAAACGGAGGGUGCUGGUAACAACCAUCGUCACAGCAGCACGAAUAGUAAAUGGAGGGGUUCCACAAGAUCACUUCAGUUACGUAUUCAUAGACGAAAGCGGGUACGCCACGGAAACCCAAACUUUGAUCCCGAUUGCCGGGAUAUUAUCGAGUAAGCAAGCCACAGGAAGGAUUGCCGGUCAAGUCAUUUUGGCUGGAGAUCCCAGGCAAUUGGGGCCUCUAGUGCAUUCCAGAUUCGUCAGACAUUGCGGAUAUGGUACUUCGAUGCUGGAGAGAUUGCUGGACACUUGCAAGAUAUACUCCAGAGAGGAAGACCAACCCUACAACGACCGCUACGUCACCAAGCUAGUCAAAAACUACAGAUCGCACAAAACUAUCUUGCAUGUGCCGAACAAACAUUUUUAUCGAAACGAACUCAUAGCUGCCGGAGAUCACUACACGGAACUGUUUGUCGGAUGGGAACAUUUGAAGAACCAAAUGUUCCCGAUGAUGUUCCACCAUGUAGAAGGUCAAGAUACCAGAGAAAAGACAUCUCCCAGUUUCUUCAACGUACAAGAGAUCGAGGAGGUUGUCGGAUAUCUAUCCAAAUUGUUGCAGAGCCGUGUGAAAGGAAUCCAAAUCAACCAGGAUCAUAUCGGAGUAAUUACUCCCUAUAGGAAACAGGCUGAAAAAUUGCGAGCAGCUUGCUCGAAGAAGGGCUGGGGAAAGAUCCUGGUGGGAUCGGUGGAGCAAUUCCAGGGGAAAGAGAAGCUCGUCGUCAUCGUGUCCACGGUCAGAUCGAAAAAUUGCCACAAGUUCGAGGAGAUCGAUAGGGUGUGUCAAUUGGGCUUCCUCAAAAAUCCCAAGCGUUUCAAUGUGGCACUUACUAGGGCCAGAGCUUUGCUGGUGAUAGUCGGCAAUGCGAAUGUAUUGAAAACUGACAAAUAUUGGUCCAGUUUCAUCCAGUACUGCGCAGAAAAUAGUGCCGUUGCAGGAAGAGCCCCAUCAAAUAUUGGCGACAAUGAAGAAUGAGCAGCAUAGAUGGAGAUGGUGUAUAGAAUUUUUCAGGAAGCCAAAGAUUUUUCAGAAAAAAAAAUCAUUCGUACUGAGAGUUCAAUUUUUAUUAUUUUUUUAGUAUUUUAGUAUUAGCUAUGUUAAAUGUACAUUCUACCAGGUUUUUAUUUGUAGAUUGUUUUUAAAUAAAUAUAUUUUUCAUAUUAUUACGAA
This is a messenger RNA of Phaedon cochleariae (mustard beetle), 3212 nucleotides long. NCBI's taxonomy places the organism in Eukaryota, Metazoa, Arthropoda, Insecta, Coleoptera, Chrysomelidae. The record is from the annotation of a GenBank genome assembly.